Messenger RNA from Amphimedon queenslandica, 774 nucleotides. Its product is annotated as alpha-protein kinase vwkA-like. NCBI's taxonomy places the organism in Eukaryota, Metazoa, Porifera, Demospongiae, Haplosclerida, Niphatidae. The transcript has a single exon. The record is from RefSeq and is a predicted model, not a curated record. Gene Ontology annotation, biological process: protein phosphorylation. The coding region runs from base 1 to 774 and encodes 257 amino acids. Gene Ontology annotation, molecular function: protein serine/threonine kinase activity; ATP binding.
AUGUCUAUAUGGAAGUAUUCUUUUGAAGCAGAGCCCUUUGCUGAAGGAAGAUUUAGAUAUGCUUUCAAAGGGUGCUACACCCAGCAUGCUACUAAAUGUGGGCAGAGUAUUGUUAUGAAGAAAUUCAAAGACAGCUACAUUUGGGAACAAAAAGGUUGGGACUCCACCUUGAAGAUUUACUCUAAAGCUCAAAAAUAUGCCUCAGGAUUUGGAAGAGGAUUGGAAUUUACUACAUGUGAAACCGGUAUAGUUAAAACAACUGGCUCUAGUACAAAAGUCAAGGUCGAUGAGUACACAGUGCUUGAAGAUUAUCUUGAAGGAAAAUUUACCAAAUGGUGCAACAAUUAUGGGUAUGUAUCAGCUGAAGCUCGUGGAGUGGACCAAAUCUUGACAGGCUUCAUGCACUGGAGCUGGAUAAGAAGCAAAGGAGAGGAAAUGGUUUCUGAUAUACAAGGAGUGAAGAAUGGAAGUCGCUACAAAUUGACAGAUCCUGCUAUGCUCUCUGUUAAAAGGGAAUAUGGAGUGACUGAUACUGGGAUUGAAGGAAUGGCUAUGUUCUUUCUCGUUCAUGAAUGCUCUGGCCCUUGUAAAGGUUUGCCUAGGCCAACAUUGGUCCAAUUUGUUGGUAAGAUACCUGAUACUAUGCUGCAGCAAGCUCUUGCUUUGCAACAGUUGUCAGCAAGGGGAACCACUUACUCACGUGAAACUAAGUUUCCUGAGGCAGUUAGGAAGGCUCUUAUUCCUGUUUUUUUAGCUAUUGCUCAAGGAAAGUAG